Molecule: messenger RNA, 4448 nt
Organism: Penicillium brasilianum
Lineage: Eukaryota; Fungi; Ascomycota; Eurotiomycetes; Eurotiales; Aspergillaceae
Source: the annotation of a GenBank genome assembly
GCGGGAGCUUCCUGGAGCUGCUCGAUUUCCUCAGGCCCCGAUUCUUUCCCUCAAGCCCGUCUGGCCGGGUCUCGACCAAUUUCCACCGUUUAAAUCUUUCGCGAUCGAAUUUCCAGUACCGGCAGUCUAAACCCACACAAUAAUACCAAUCCGGCUCUCAAGUGAAGCCUAAGGCCAACACGCGCAUUCACAUAAAGCCGCAACGCCCCCGAUCAUACCUCUCCGUUCCCUCGUCUCAAUGGUCUAGCUCUUAAACUAGCUGCACCAUGCGCCUCCACCUUGUUAUCUCGCGCCAUGGCCUCCCGGUCACGCGUAUUCUGUGGACGACGACAUCCUCAUCUUCUGCGUUGCCCGAAUAUGGCACUCACCGCCAGGCCACGGCGUCCAUGGUUGCCUCAUCGAGGACACCGAAUAUUGCCUUUGCCAAUGGGGGAUAUACGGUAGCGCAGUUGCUGGAGGAUGUGAAUGAGGUUGUUCCACUGGAAACUGAGCCUACCAUAUUCGACCCGGAGUUCAGUGGGCAGUGGGGCCUUGAGGACUAUGUGGUUGAGGUCGGCGGGUCUGAAUGUUUGCAUUUUAUGGAGGUGGAUGGGUUGCUGAGGGAUGGAGAUGAAGUUGUUAUUCGAGCGCUCCAGCUGGCUGACCUUCGUGCUCGACGGUUGUGCGGUCGUCACCAAAUUACUGGUGAUGGAAAGCAUCUCAUAGAUGGUGUGCCCUUUGGAAUGCCGUUUUACAAAAGAACCACCUCUAAUCGACCAGCGAUCACCAUUCCGCCCCGAAAGAAACGCCGGACUGUCUUCUCCGGCUGGGACCAGGGCCCAACGUUUGGGUAUGAAGAUGCGAAUGUCGGCGCACAAGCCGAGGAAGCGGGCGAUGGAGAAUGGUUGCCCCCAAACAACGCAGCUUUUGGAAAAGAGCUUUCAAUUUUGCCCCCGGAGCAUGAGCUAUCGGACAUGGGAACCGUGAUCAGACACCCUGUUAAUUACUCCGGUGACACAAACGACGAGGCAGAGUCAGAAUCUGACGGGUCCGAGGAUGAAGCCGCUGAUUCUGAGGCUGAAGCGGAUGAACUUGAAAAUGAGCUCAAGGCCCUCAAAGAGGAUUUUGAACAGCCGCCGGAAUCUCAAUUCAUUGAUAUUCGUUCUCAGGUUCCAUUAUCUACGGGACCAACACUUCGCGCCAGUUCUGUGGCUAAACGACCGUCGUCGUCGGAUACUCAAGGCCGAAGCUCUGUGGUGGGGGCAUCUUCCUUGUCUAGUAAACGCUCUCGCGGAGAGGACUCUUCGCCCAGGGCAUCAAAGGCUGUGAGAUUCAAUAAGAGCGAACAGAACAAAGAGGACAUUCCCGGACUUCCUGACUCUGACUUUCUGCGGGAAUCAUUGCCUUCGUCGGUGACCAGCGAUUCGAGCUCGGAAUCUGAGGAUGAGGAUGAGGACGAAGAUGAUGAUGAGGACUCGUCAGAGGAGGACGCGUCUACUUCUACAUCUUCUGACUCGGAUGACUCGAGCUCGAGCUCAAGCUCGGAGGAGGAUACGUCCGAGUCUGAAGACGAGGAAGUCGAUCUGCCUCUUCCGAAGACAAUUCAGCCCGUUAUUGUCAACCCUCCCGGCGAAGGAUCUACCAGGACAAAGAAAAGCAACCAGCGCUUCAAGCUCCGGCGCAGAUUGUCCAAGUUGAAAGAGCUAGGGAUUCUGCCUGAUGAAGCCGAUUUUGCCGCCCUUCGCAUAUGGGAAGAGCAGAAUGGAGGUUGGCAUGUACCUGACGAGACAAGCAUAAUGUCUUCUGCGACUACCAAGGCACAAAAGAAGGAGGAGGAACAGCGCGAGUUCCAAGUUAAACGAGAGAAGCUGCUCCGGGCUCUGGCUAGUGGCGGUGUUGACAUUGACGAGACCUCUGAGAAGGAAAACAUGCCUCCUUCGCAGCCUGCUGUUGUGGAACUAGAGACCUCUAAAGAGAGUGUUACGAAACAAGGGGCCGAGACAGAGCUGUCCACUCGGCGCACUCUCGAUAUUGCGAGCUCAAGGCGACUGUUGUUCGGAUCUCUGGGAGUCCGCACGCCACGGACCAAAGAGGAUGAAGAAGCUACACGGAGAAAGCUAGCUGCCAAGGCCGGUGCAGCCCAUUCUCGGAAAGCGGUAGAACCGACGCCAGCCGAAGAAAUAGAAGAAGAGAGCGACGAGGACCAUGACUGGCAAAAUAAGCUAGUCAUCAAAGCUACCGAGUGUAUAUAUGAUGAUAUCGAGCUGAGUGCCCCGCCAUUUCCUUUUGAGCAGCGUUGGGACGAGGAUGCAGACGCGCUCAUCCGGCAGCGCAAGGGCUGGGGCAAGAAGCGGAAGCGCAAGCAGAGAAUCCAGGUCUACAAUGGAGAGGAAGACGGCGAGUAUGAGGAUGGCAAUGGCUAUGGCUACGAUGCCUACGAAGACAACAUGCAGCUCAAUUACGAUAACGAAUGGCCGACAGCCGAGGAUGAUGCCACGAAUAUGGAAAGUCAUCAGGAGAACGCUGAAGCUACUGCAUACGACGAUCUUCCUCCUAUGUCGAGUGACCCCAGCUCUGUUGCGGAUCUACUUGAACGUGACGCAAAAGUCGGAGCAAUCAUCGCUUUCCGCCAGCUGGACAUGUCCAAAGCGACAAAUUGGCAGCCUCAAAUGUCGGAGUAUCGCGUUGCCGAGGUCCAUCAAGUUCUCGACAAUGGCAAUCUCAAUGUUCGUCUUGCCGUGCGUGACCGACGACCCAAGGCAGAUGAAAUUAACCCCGACGAUGACGAACCUCGUGAGUAUAGCGGUUUCGAGAUGCCCGGCAUGGACGACGAUGAAGACGACGACGGCUACCGCGAGGUCGCAUUUACGGAACUCAGUGAUCCCAAGCUGCUUCUGCCUGCACCCGGGGUUAGCCACGACGCGGCGGACGAGAACGAUACAAAGGACAAGAACAAGAACAACGCCCGAGAAGGUAGCACUGUCUCUGUAGUCGAGGACUCUAUGCCGAACCCCCCGCCGAGUUCGCCACCUCCACCUAUCGACAUGGAUCUAGAUGAAACUACCUUCGUCACCCUUGUCACUGCUGCCAGUCGUCCACAGUCACCGAAUGAGUCUCCUGCAAGAGCUUCUGAAAUCCUAUCUACUCGGACUCCCGGUGGUACGCGAAUUCUGAUCACACGGAGCGGAGAUGCGGAUGAUGAGCAUAGCGACACUCCUGCCGUUCCUUCGCCGUCUUUCUCUGGAUUUCAUUCUGCGCGGUCUUCUCCGGGAGCGAGGCUAGGGCCUCGCUUCCAUGAAAGCGGAGACUCUAAUCUGGAUGGCCACACCCUCAUCGAUGAUCAGUCGAUGCUGGUAGUGGACCAGUCACAUCAAGAGAUGUCGACAAUGUCAUUUUUGUCUGCCAACCAGUCAUUUUCCGAUUUCCAACAAGACAGUACCACCCUGCAAGAUCGUCAGGUCGUGGAUGAUACACUUGUCUCUGGAGGCAAUGAUUCGCUUCUAUCCGUGGUUCACAAUCCAACCGAACGCGCCUCGACAAAGUCAUCACCUGUUCGCAGCGCGGUCUCAGCCAGUCCUAAAAACACACAAGAGAAAGAGUCGGCAAAACCGAGGUCUUCCCUGGGAGGCGGCUUUCUAAACCUCUCAGAAAGUGUCUGGCUAGACGCAGACAACACAGAUCAAGAAAAAGACGAAGUGGACGAUGAUCUCUAUGACCCAGAAGACCACGACAGCGUGAUCCAUAGCAACCAAAGCCGCCAUCUCUCCCCACAACCGUCUCCCAAACCCCCAACGAGCGCACAACUAGAACCGCACUCUUCGCCAAACCUCAACGCAGACUCUCUAUUCCAGUACGACGACUCGCCCGCGGCCUCGACCCGCUCCAAGCGUCACGCUCCCACCUCAGCUUCACAUCCGAGUUUCUCACAAACCUCUGAAAUCAUCGAUCUCACUCAGAGUCCAUUCUCAAAAUCUAGCCCGGAACCGCUCGCUUCGCAGAGUAACCGGGCCGGGUCAGCGCCCAAGGCGAGCGGCAGCUCUGAUAUCUCGUCUUUGGGUAAAAGGACCCACGCAUCAAUGGGCAAUAUCCAAGAAAUGUCAGAGGUCAUAGUGAGCCCUCAGCCGAGUCAGAAGAAGUUGAAGAAAAAGAAGAAGAAGCGAUUCCCGGGGACUUUUUAAAAUGGCACUAAUGGAACCGUUCUCGGUGAAUUUUUUCUAACUUGUCUCUCUUUGAUCGAUGAUCAAGAGCAAGUACUUUGUAUCUACUUUCUUUUAUUACCCACAACUUUUCGUUUUUCUCCUUGUAUCUAUCAGAUAGGCGUCAUGGCCGUGGAUAUCCAACAUGAAUACAAUCCUUCAUCCUCAAGUCCUCCCUCAUUCGAUUCCGUUUUCAUCACAAAUUGGUCUCUUUGGAUUGGGGCCCCUUGGCCAUGGUUGCUGCAAAGAGGACGGUGUCACUUCGGAUGGCCA